AUGCCGACAUACCAAAGAUUCAUGAACACCUGGCACAAAGACAACAAGAGAAUAGAAGAAUUCAUUACAAGGUUCAACAAAGAAUGCGUGGAAAUCGGCAACGUCGGCGAAGAUCUCCUGUGCGCACAUUUUCGAAAGGCAGUCCGCUAUGACGACGUAAUCCGCACAAUCACCGACAAGGAGGGCAUGCCCAAAGAUUUGGAUAGAAUCAUGUUAGCAACUAAAGUCUACGCACAAAACUCCUCCACAUCGGAGGAGUCUGUGUGUCACCUUGAAGAGUCCAUGAACGAGGAGCUGACACGUGUCCUUUUAAAUGUUGAAGAGUCCAUCCCCGAUGCAUCCCAUGUGGAGGAGUCCGUCCACGGACGCAUGAACAAUCGAGUUAAAAAUAAUAUCGAUUUAAGUUUCGAGAUGAUUUUGCAUCUGGUUUUCAUGUUUGCUAUAAUUUGUAUAGCAAACGCGGGAGACCCCAACAUUCUUACGGAAUUUAUCGCCCCAAACAACACCAUCGAUGCCAAUUAUUUCACAUUCACAGGGAUGCGCCAACUGGUGGGUGGUGAGUACCCAACAACUUUUAAGGCGUUGAAAGUGACCAUGAAUGAGUUUCCGACGCUUAAUGGCCAAAGUGUUUCGUAUGUGGUUCUAGAGUUCCCUAUCGUGUCAAUUAAUCCGGUCCACAUACAUCCUAGGGCUUCAGAGCUUAUGUUUCUUGUUUCCGGGUCUCUCCAAGUUGGGUUUGUGGAUACUAGUAACACGCUUUAUAAACAAACUCUACAAAUUGGUGAUAUUUUUGUGUUUCCUAAAGGCCUUGUACAUUUUCAGUAUAAUAAUGAUACUAAGGAACCGGCGUUGGCUAUUUCAGCUUUUGGAAGUGCCAACCCUGGCACUCAAUCUAUUCCUACUAGUGUUUUCAACACUAGUAUCUUUGAGGGUAUUUUGGAUGCAUCUUUUCAUGCUACUCGAGCGACUUUAAGAAGAAUCGAAGAUGGACUUAAGGGAUAAAUGAUCCUUGAGCAACAUUUUUUCUUUUGGGGGUUCUUUCUCAUAUAAAUAAGACUUUGAUUAAAAAUAGAUUUUCUUUAUUCAACACUUGUACUUGGUUUGAAAAUCAUUGACAUGAAGUUUGUGAUACGAAAAUCAUGUCCAAUUCUAUUUGUUAGUCA
Helianthus annuus (common sunflower) is the source of this 1163-nucleotide messenger RNA. Its product is annotated as germin-like protein 9-3. The transcript has 3 exons. The record is from RefSeq and is a predicted model, not a curated record. NCBI's taxonomy places the organism in Eukaryota, Viridiplantae, Streptophyta, Magnoliopsida, Asterales, Asteraceae. Gene Ontology annotation, cellular component: cell wall. Gene Ontology annotation, molecular function: manganese ion binding. Bases 1 to 1002 code for a protein of 333 amino acids.